Molecule: messenger RNA, 1769 nt
Organism: Grammomys surdaster
Lineage: Eukaryota; Metazoa; Chordata; Mammalia; Rodentia; Muridae
Gene: Slc25a31
Product: solute carrier family 25 member 31
Exons: 6
Coding region: 1-741 (246 amino acids)
Biological process (GO): mitochondrial ADP transmembrane transport; mitochondrial ATP transmembrane transport
Cellular component (GO): mitochondrial inner membrane
Molecular function (GO): ATP:ADP antiporter activity
Source: RefSeq, a predicted model, not a curated record
AUGAGCAUGGAGGGAUUUUUAAGUUAUUGGCGUGGCAAUUUGGCAAAUGUUAUUCGAUACUUUCCAACACAAGCCUUAAACUUCGCUUUUAAGGACAAAUACAAACAACUUUUCAUGUCUGGUGUUAAUAAAGAAAAACAGUUCUGGAGGUGGUUUCUAGCAAACCUGGCUUCUGGAGGGGCUGCCGGAGCAACAUCCUUAUGUGUGGUAUAUCCACUAGAUUUUGCCAGAACCCGAUUAGGUGUUGAUAUUGGAAAAGGUCCUGAGCAACGACAGUUCACAGGUUUGGGUGACUGCAUUAUGAAAAUAGCCAAGUCAGAUGGAAUUAUUGGUCUGUACCAAGGGUUUGGUGUCUCUGUUCAGGGUAUCAUUGUUUACCGAGCCUCUUAUUUUGGAGCUUAUGACACUGUUAAGGGCUUAUUGCCAAAGCCAAAGGAAACCCCAUUUCUUGUCUCUUUUAUCAUUGCUCAAAUCGUGACUACCUGUUCUGGAAUACUCUCCUAUCCCUUUGACACAGUUAGAAGACGUAUGAUGAUGCAGAGUGGAGAAUCUGAAAAGCAAUAUAAAGGAACCAUAGACUGCUUUCUGAAAAUAUACAAUCAUGAAGGAGGUGCUGCAUUCUUCCGUGGUGCCUUCUCCAACAUCCUUCGUGGUACAGGAGGUGCUUUGGUCUUGGUGUUAUAUGAUAAAAUCAAAGAGUUCCUCAACAUUGAUGUUGGAGGUAGUUCAUCAGGAGAUUAAGUUGAGAAAUGCAUAUUUCUAAUGUAAAAAAACAUGAAAAUUACAUUGCUGCCAUUUGUAUAUAUUUUGAUAGUGUGUUACUGCUGUCAGUGUCUCUUACAGUAUUUGUUCUACAAUAAAGAAAAGAUUUUUUUUCAAGAUUUUAGUAUUAAAAGUCAGGACAAAAAAUGGUCUUCUCACUUAAACCCAGAAUCAUAUAGUGAGGCAUUUUAUUAUAGAUAUUGUAUGUUACUUCUGUUUAAAAAUUUUUACACUUGUGAUAAACACCAUAUAAUGUGAAAUCUGAGAAAAUGUUUUUGAAGUUCAGUUUCCUUAGUACAUCAGUAAUCCCAUCUUUUAGAAAUUGUGCGGUAUGACAGUUGAAAAGCUGAUAAUGACUUAGUGACACUGUCAAACUAUUUGAAGAGUAUAGGUUGGGUUAUUUGCUAACGUUUAGUCUUGCUAGCGUAAGUAUAUCUUAGAAAAAGAAAUCUCUGAACAUUAGAUUUUGUAUUCUGUAUUGAUAAUAAAGCAAGUUCAAAACUAUUGUAAUGAGCCUUUUUGCCCCAGCUCUCAUGCAGGACACACACAGACACACACACUAACUUUACCUAUAAGCACACCAUAGAACAUUUUUGUUGAAGUGGAGCUGGCUUACAGCUAGCCAACAAAAGAUGUCUUCAAGCUGAAUAUAGUGGAAUGUGCACAUAAUCCUAGCACUGUAGAAGACUGAAGCAGGAGGAUCCAAAGUUCAAACAAGUCUGGCUUCAUAGAGACACCCUGUGUCAAACAUUUCUCUAAGGAGAAGGGUUAGAUGCUAUUUCCAAGGUUUUGUAGGAGACUCUCAUUUUUUCAGAGUUGUGAAACCAACUACAUUCAAAAUGUGCAAGAUUUUAAAGUUUGGUGGGUAAAAGAAUGUUAAGCUAGUAGGGAUAAACUAUUUUAUGGAAUUUUGUGAGGCUACAAGAUGGCAUAAUGGAGUAGAACAUUUUCCUGCUGCUUGGGCCAGAUAUAUUUCAGUGACAAUUAUUUAAAAUAAAUGGUCUUAC